Molecule: messenger RNA, 4563 nt
Organism: Anopheles merus
Lineage: Eukaryota; Metazoa; Arthropoda; Insecta; Diptera; Culicidae
Product: lachesin-like
Exons: 11
Coding region: 520-1788 (422 amino acids)
Cellular component (GO): neuron projection
Source: RefSeq, a predicted model, not a curated record
AUAGCAGUCCAGUCGAUCUGUGCUAGUUGACGGGAUUGGUGGCAAAAGGUGUAACUGUAUAGUUGCACACUAGCAAAACUAUUAGAAAACAAAAAUACAUAACCGUUCCUCGUUUGUGCGUUCGUUUGCUUUCGCCAUUGAUCGAGUGCUGGAUUUUAGUUUUUGCGGUUACUGUGUAUGUAAAAUAUAGCGUUUGAUAGUGUUCAGAUUGGGCUGAAAUCGUUCCGUGACGUGGUGUGCUGUUUGGAAUUAAAACAAACCAUCAUAAAAGUUUGUGUCGGCUUCCCAUUUGUGACAUCACAUUGUAUCGUUAAAACAGGUGAAACGAUGUUGCAUAAAAAUUCAAGGAAACCCCUGGAGGCUGAAUUUUAUCAAGCUUCAAAAGGAAUAGUUUUGUGGUGACCUAAGACACGAUGUUAUCAACGAAGUGAAAUGUGGUUAUGUGAAUUUAUAAAAUCAGUGUAGUAUUUUGGUGUAAUAAAUUCUUUAUUCAGUACGAACUUGAUACGUGUGAAAGCAAUGCUUUGUUGCGUUACAGUCAAUACAUUUUGGCUAAUAUUAUUAGUUUGUAUAUUUAUUCGCCCAGCUUUAUUUUCCGAAGUAACAGUAAUAACCGAUCCGAAGUUCAGCACACCCAUAUCUAAUGUUACAGCCGCCGUUGGACGCGAAGCGACCUUAACAUGUGUAGUGCAUGAUCUAGGUGCUUAUAAGGUCGCUUGGUUACGGGUCGACACACAAACUAUCCUUACCAUCCAAAAUCAUGUCAUUACGAAAAACAAACGCAUUGGAAUUACAUAUACUGAGAAAAAAACUUGGCAACUACGCAUCAAGGACAUCCGUGAAACAGAUCGAGGAUGGUAUAUGUGCCAAAUCAAUACGGAUCCAAUGAAAAGUCAGAUGGGUUACUUGGAUGUUGUAGUGCCACCGGACAUACUGGACUAUCCAACGAGCACCGACAUGGUGGUACGAGAAGGCAGCAACGUGACGCUCCGUUGCGCUGCUGUAGGUUCACCUGCCCCCGCAAUUGUGUGGCGCCGUGAGGCUGGAGAUAACAUCUCACUUCAAGACGGUGAACAAGUAUCAUCCGUUGAAGGUCCAACGUUUACAAUACCAAAAGUCAAUAGACUGCACAUGGGUGCGUAUCUGUGCAUUGCGUCAAAUGGAGUACCACCAUCAGUAAGCAAACGGGUAAUGUUGAUCGUACACUUUCCUCCUAUGAUAUGGGUACCUAAUCAACUGGUUGGAGCGGUUGAAGGUCAACGGAUGACUCUUGAAUGUCACUCGGAAGCAUACCCUAAGUCAAUUAACUACUGGACCCGUGAGAAGGGAGAUAUUGUUCCCCAAGGUGGCAAGUACGAGCCGGUUCUGAUAGACAACGCCUACAAAGUGGUCAUGAAGCUUAGCAUCAAGGUUGUGAGCCUAGCCGAUUUUGGUGCCUACAAAUGUAUCGCCAAAAAUUCCCUAGGGGAAACCGACGGAACCAUCAAACUAUACAAGCUACCAAAAAGUGCUAUAAACUCAGUAGAAACAGUGGAUAGCAAACGAAGAAAUAAAUCACGAAAAGGUAGCCAUUUUUAUGAAGCUAAUGAUUUCAUCGAUGAAGAAAUGGAUAGCAAUAGCAAAAGAAAAGAUUUAAUAAUAGGUGGUAAUCGAAAUGAUGACAGCUACGAAAUAUCAACAACCGGAGUCAGUGGGGCUGUGUGUUUGAAAGAAAUAAUAUUCAGAAAUAUGAAAACUAUUAUAACUGUAGUUGCUUUGCUUUUUGGUUGGAAUAUAAAAGCAACAUGACAUUUAGAAUGAGAUAGCACAGUUAGCCAACUGUAAAACAAAAUUUUCGAAUGUUUAGAUUCAGUUUGGCAUAGCAGAUGCUAUUUUUCUGUUGAAAGCUAUAAUUAUAUGUAGUUGAUUUGAUCAGAUUAUUUGAUUAAAUAUGUUUAAAUGAUUCAAACCAUGUUGCUACAAACUAAACAAAGAAAAAAUAGUAGGGAAAUAUACGCUAGAAAAGAAAAUUAGCUAGUAAUUGUAAAUAUGCUGCUAUCAAUAAUAAGUUACAUCCAAACCAACAAACAAAAGCAACAUCGAUACAUAUCCUUAGAGUAAAUAAUAAUAUAAAGGAAGAAAAACUCAACCGAAAUCUAAUGCUUGUAUUACAAAAAUGCAUGACAUAUCGGCUUUAUAAGCGUGCAUGAGUAUCAUAUUGAGGAAAUGUAGGUAUAAAGGAACUGGAACUUAUCACAAGCGAAUUGUAACGCUUAUUGUCAGGUAAAAUGUUAUGGAAUAAAAUAUUUUUAUGGAAAUAAAUAGAAAGACGAUACAAUACGAAUUUAGUCAUAUAAUGUAAUUCUCGCAAAUGCGAGGGCUGUAACAAAAACUUGCCCUUUAUAACUUAAAAAAAUAUUCUGCACUAAACUAACUAAACUAACUAAAGCUCAUCACAAAUGAUUGGAUUUUUUUAAAUAGUGAACGAAGCAGAAGUAGACGUUUAAAACGACAUGAUACAGGUAGGAUCAAAUCGAUUUUAGUGGAGGACGUAUCCGUUUACAAAUCCUCUUCAUAGGAUGGGUAUACCUAUCGGUUGGUACCGUUCACUCAUUCAUAUUGGAGACUGUUCAGUUUAUAAUUACCUGGUGGGUAGACAGUAAGAGCUUGAUCUCUUUUGCCACGAUCUUCAUAGGGAAUCUCACACCUCGAUAUCCUCAACAUACGCGUAACGAGCUCACAGAGAGAAAAUGCAGGUUUUCAAAUAACGUUUUGAUAUGUUUGUAAAAACUUCAUAUUUUUGUCUCGUUCCAUGAGUUAAUUAUAAUAGAUCUAGCCCUUCGUGUUUUACAAAGAAAGUUUAUAUUUACAAAAAUAGAAAAGUAUUUUUCUUUUCUAUAAAGUUUCACUGCUUUUGACUGAAAAAUGUUUCUUUGCGUGAAUUUGGUUGUCAAAAGUGGGGAUUAGCAAGCGUGCCAAUUACCAAGCGUAUACUGUACUACUGUUACAUGACAAGAUUGUUUGUUUGUUUUUUUUUUUUCAUAAGGAGACCAUACCUAUUCACCACAUGUGAGGCUGUUUUAUAAAAUAUAUUUAAUAACCUAGUUCCACCAGCCUGAAAUAUUUUUCGGAACAUGAAUGGAAUAAUCUGCAGUAUGCAGUACGCAAUACUAGAUAAAUGCGUAUUUGCAGCAAGCAAUCAGUUUGAAUUGACAGCUUGAUAUGUUUUUCGUGAUUAUUUCGUUCAUUCGGUUUAGUGUAAGGCUUGAGUGUGAUUUAUUUAUGUUUUGAAUUUAACUAAAAUUCAAAUGCAUCUUAUUUCAAAUAGAAAAAAAGCUUCUCAAUUUCCCCCUCCUUACCAAUUACCAGAAGUUGUAAAACUUUUUCAAGUAACAGAUUAUUCUGAAGUAACUCAUAAACCAUGCAACCCUUGUUCAGAUUUUUGCCUUUUUAUAUAGUUCAACAUGGGAGAUCAGUCGUGCUGUCAUCUGAACAAUAUUAUAAUAUAUCUGUUUUUUGCCACAUCAAGUCAGUUUCAGUCAUGACAGUAGUAACUUGUAUUAAUUUUUCUUCCAAGCAAAAUGUAUUGAUUUGUAUUGCAAAAUGUAUUGAAUGUAUUUUAAACAAGUAAUUAGCGAGUACAUCACCUACAUGAAGAAAUAAUGCUACUUAAUGCCGUAAAAACUAUGACAGUUAGAAACAUCUAAUUUAGUGAUGGGAGUUCCGAAUUGGAUUCGUGAAUCCACCCCGACAACGAUAUUCUUAAUCCGGAUCCGACUCCAAAAUAAAUAUGGCUUCGAAUACGGCUACUCCGAGCGAAUACAGGUCCAAUUGACUCCAAUUUAAUCCGGAUCAUUCCGAUUGAAACCUAAUGGCUCCUAUUGAAUUCGUUUUGCUCGGAACCGUGCUUAAUACGUAAGGCAAAAUAUUAACACUACAAAAGCAAGCUUGCAAGAAACCCUAAUCCCAAGCUAUAUUUGCUGUUUUCAUCAGCAAAACUUCGAUCGUCUAUCUGCUUACCGACCAAAACCGUAUACUGGGUUUUCUAUGGGUUUCCAGUUGUUUCCAGAUUUUUGAUAAAGUUGAAUUGGUAAAUUUCGUGAAUUAUUGUUUACUUGAUUAUUUUAUUUGGAUUCGCUCAACGAUUGACUUUGCAUUAUCCUAACAUUUUUCAAGUAAAUUAUUUUGUUUAAAUUUCUAAAAUUUUAAUUUUGAGCAACGUUCAAUACAUUGUUUAAUAAUUCAAAUAAAUAAUUUAAUCAAAAUAAUUUCUGGAAGCUAAUAAUAAAUAGUGAGCUGAGCCCAAACCCCACGGAUAAAUCUGGAGUUGAUCUCCGGAUCAAUUGCCUUCAGGUUCAUUUUGCUCAUCACUUUAGCUAUUGAGCGUUGUUUUAAACACUUAAUAGUAAGACGGUCAUUUAUCAGUGCAAUGUUAUUGGAAUCCAUUGCCCAUUUACUAUCAUAAUUCAGUGACAGUAAGAUUGUAAGGAAGAUAAAUUUAAGAACAAGUUGAGCUCUCAGUUACCUCACAUUUCCACGGAAUUACGGAAACUAGAUUAAACAAAACUAAGCGCUAUAUCCGAG